This is a messenger RNA of Jatropha curcas, 1314 nucleotides long. RefSeq names its product Rhodanese/Cell cycle control phosphatase superfamily protein. Lineage: Eukaryota; Viridiplantae; Streptophyta; Magnoliopsida; Malpighiales; Euphorbiaceae. The record is from RefSeq and is a predicted model, not a curated record.
UAGCGGUAAUGAUUAUCGUCCCUUUCUUCCACUCUUUCUAUGUCUCACUUUCAUAUCAUGGAUUCUCUUUCCAUCAUCCUGUCUUCUUCUCCUCCCAUCCGAAUCCAAAACUGCUUCAAAACUCUUAAAUUCUCCACUUCUAAACCUUGUUCUUCGUCUUCUCUUCCAAUUCAAAACCAUCUCCCAAAUAUCAGACCCUCUCUCUCAGCUAAAAACAGUUUUCUCUCUUUAACUACACUUCACCUCCUCACUUCUCUUCCUUCUCUAGCCUCUGAAUCUUUAGCAACUCCAACAACUGACAAAAUAAACUUGGAAUCAAUUUUAGUCUCAAUUGAUGACUUCUUCAAUAGAUACCCAUUUUUCGUUGCUGGGUGUACUUUCAUUUGGCUUGUUGUUAUACCUGUAACCAAACAGUUAUUGAGGAAAUACAAUUUCAUUUCUGCAAUUGAUGCGUUUCGAAAACUGAAGGAUGAUAAAAAUGCUCAGCUUUUGGAUAUUAGGGAAAAGAAGAGUAUGGUGGCUCUGGAGUCUCCAAAUUUAAAGAUUUUGGAUAAAACUGCUUGUCAGGUUGAAUUCUCUGAAGAAGAUGAAGAUGGGUUUGUAAAGAAUGUGUUGGAGAAGUUUCCAGAUCCUGCAAAUACCAUUUUGUGUAUUUUGGACAAUUUUGAUGGUAAUUCGAUGAGAGCGGCAGAGUUAUUGUUCAAGAAUGGAUUCAAAGAGGCCUAUGCAAUAAGGGGCGGGGUCAGGGGCAAAAAGGGGUGGUUGGCAAUUCAAGAAACUCUUCUACCGCCUUCCGUCAAUAUGUACCCCAAGAAGAAGAAGAAGAAGGAUAAAAUCUCACAACUGGGAACUAAUGGAGGAGUUGGUAUGCAGAGUGAAGAAAAGAAUAACAGUGUCUCUUCUGCUGCUCCUUCCAUAGAAGAAAACCAAAGAGCAGACAACAGACACAUAACCAAGUUCAUAAAAUCCACAUCUCAUAUGAAGAUUGAUUCCAGAUCUCCUUACCCUCGUUACCCAGAUUUGAAACCUCCUUCUUCUCCAACCCCAUCAAAGCCAUAGCUGCAAGCCGACUGCUUUGAAGUAUCUUCUUUUGGAUUGAAGCUCCUGCUUUUUCAUGAUGCAGCUUUAGUUUGUGUAUUGUAAUUGGUUUAUUUUUCAAUUUCGAUAGUUGUUUCUAUAAUCCGAGUUCAUGAAUUAGAAGUAGAAAUGCCAGUUGUUUCUCCUUUGUAGGAAUUUGGUAAGCAAAUGGUUUGGUUAAUCAAAAUUUGAAUCAAACCAAUUUAUUUCAAUAUUUCAAUUUUCAAUUUUAUUAAA